CAGACACCCGUACUUGCGGUUGAUUCCGACAAAAAUGGACCUGCGGCCGAUUGAGUCGCACGACUUCCACGUGGCAGACGCGAAAGGAAUAACCGUUAGCGAUAGACGAGGAAUAUGUAAGAAAAUCGCAUGUGAAGUUGACAAGUUGACUGCGGGUCAGGAGGAUCCAUGGGAUGUAAUGCUCUUGCAUUUGAGGCAGAUGAUAGAGGCCACCGGCGCAGCCAUAAAAGGGCACGGUGUGUGCCCAAACUUCUCAUGUUCGGUUCCGGGUAGCGCGUGCAGGGAGUUGGUAGCAAUCACGGAUUUAGACGACGUUGUGGUGAAACUGAAAUCUAUGAACGUUACCGAGGAUGGAUGUACGAACUGUCGUCAGAAACAUCCCAGAUUGCCAGACGAAAUGCGGGAGAGGAGUGUUCGCGUGCGGAUGACACACAUCGAUGGAAUAGAAAGAGAACAAUACAGUCAUAUGCACCAACUUCUGAUGAGGAUUAUAAAGGACAUGGGAUUCAUAGGAGUAGAAGGUGCGGAAGUGUAUCUGGAUACGUAUUACGAUGACGGGUUUGGGAGGAUUAUCGCAGAUGUGAAUGUGCUGAGAGGGAAAAGAUUUCCUUUAGAUGUUGGCGCGGAGUUGGUGAAAAAAGGGUUUGUUUUCGUGCAUCCAACACUUUGUUUGCGGCCCGAUUUGCACGUCGUGCAAAGCACUGCCAUAGUUGUUGCUGAAAGGGAAUUGGCGAAACUAGGUGUAGAAACGAACGACACAAACACUCCGCGAGAGAGGGGCAAAAAAACAUUUGAUCAUGUGGUCAGAACGUGGUUUUGGAGGACGAAAAUUUAUUCGAGAGAAUGGAGUUUGAAAGAAUGUAUCGAGAAGUUUGAAGAAGAAGAAGGUGCGAAGUACAACAGGGACAUAAUACCUCGCGUAAACCUGAAUAUGUGGAAAGGUAUGCAAAGACCAUGGGCGUACAAGGAAAAGCAAGCGCAACGGCAAGAGAACACCGGGAAGACAACUCGGAAGGCGAGAGAGAACAUGCAAAAUUCUGAAAGAAAAUUCCGCAAAGGCAAACGGAGACGUGUCUCCUUUGAAGGAUACAGCGAUGAGGAGGAGGAGUCAGAAGAAGAGGAGGUGUUGGAAGAAGAGGACAAUGACGAGGGAGAAGUAGAAGCAGCGGAGGGGUCAGGAGCGAGAAGUUCAAAUGCGACCGAGGGACGUGUCGGAGAGAGAGAGAAAAACGUUGCAGAAGGCGGACCGUUAGUUGGAACGGGAGGAGAUGAUAGAGGAGGGAGAAUAUCAGCGCCUUGAAUUUGGAGGCUUUGGAAAGGGGACACAUUGGUGGAAUUGUUCCACAGAGUUUUUCCAUGUACUUAAAGUGCAUUGGAGGCUUUGGAAAGGCUGUAAAAGUGCAGGUAACCUAAAUGGAUGUCGUGGCUGAGAAAGUGAUUGCUUUCGAGGGAAGGAGCGUAGUCAAGUGCAGGAUAAAACUCUAUAGUUUGU
Molecule: messenger RNA, 1492 nt
Organism: Chara braunii
Lineage: Eukaryota; Viridiplantae; Streptophyta; Charophyceae; Charales; Characeae
Source: the annotation of a GenBank genome assembly